This is a messenger RNA of Musca domestica (house fly), 2681 nucleotides long. RefSeq names its product thiamine transporter 2. Gene Ontology annotation, cellular component: plasma membrane. The transcript has 6 exons. Bases 1153 to 2520 code for a protein of 455 amino acids. Gene Ontology annotation, biological process: vitamin transport; transmembrane transport. The record is from RefSeq and is a predicted model, not a curated record. Gene Ontology annotation, molecular function: vitamin transmembrane transporter activity. NCBI's taxonomy places the organism in Eukaryota, Metazoa, Arthropoda, Insecta, Diptera, Muscidae.
CGUCGCAUGUCAUAACAAGCAGGCAGUUUGUUUUGAUCGUUUUUUUUCUCUCAUUUGCCAAAUAAGACUGAUUGAUAUAUAUUCUUUUAAAUUAAUAAAUAUCCUAAUUAAUUGAGUUUAUUUUGAUGAAUUGUGUGGCCAAAAUUAAAUUGUUUUGAAUUUACUUCAAUAUUUGCAAUAGAUUGUCAUUUAUAUUCUAUUGGUGUUAACUCUUUAAGAAGCUGGCAAAUAAUAAAUGAACCGAUGACAUUGAAAAUGGAAAGGAGGGAAAACGCGUGAUAUCUGAUGAUGAGGAUGAUGAUAAUCAAUCAAAAAGUCUGCAAAUCAAGUAUUCCACAACAAAAAUGAUGCAGCGAUUAAUAACUGGAACAACAACAAUAAAGGUUACAUAUCUCUACACGAAUUUAUUAAAAAGAUUCACGUGAAAUCGGUAUUGUUUAUAACCGAAAAAAAGUUAAGAAUAUAAUAUAUGGCCAUACAACUCGUCGUCUGCUACGCCGCCGAUUAAUAGCCAAGCAAUUGUACAAACGACCGACUAAGACAACAACAAUAAAAACAACAAACGAUUAGAUAAGUAACUAAGCUAAAGAGUUUGCAAGUCUCCGAGCAACAAAAAUAAGUAAAGGAAAGGAAACCACUUGGCGGCAGUAUCUUUCCGUCGGUGGGUGUUGGUGUUAUUAAGACCAACUAUUUGGGUCUUAUGAGAAAUUCAAGCUAGUCAAUGUUAAAAGAAAAACACACCGUGACAAAUGAUUCCCGCCGCUUUUAGCACACACCAAAUUGUAUUAGGUUCGGGAAGGUGAUAACCAGCAACAACAACAAAAGGAACAUAUACUUACCCCCAUAAAAGUUCACAUUAACUUGCUAAAUAAACAAGUGUCAAGUGCAUUAGAUCUUCCAGUUCUUUUGUGGCAAUAGCCAGCCGUUGCUGUCGCCUUCGCCCGCUGCUUUAUUUUCAUAUUUCGUCUUAUUGGCCGUUAUGAAAUUCUAUUUUUUCCGUUUGUAAUCAAUUAAAAUUUCAAAAAGAAGAAACUAAAGCGAACCCCAUACACCCAAACACACACACAACAAACACCAAACAAAUCCCAACCCUUUAGUAGUUAAUAAUUGAUUGACAAAGCACAAACGACCAGUUUCGAAGAUCGCCUCAAGAUGUUGGAGUGGAAGAAAAUAUCCGGUCUAUUGUGUAUCUUUGGAUUUGUACGUGAACUGCGACCAUCCGAACCCUAUAUUACGGAAUUUUUGGCUGGACCAUGGCGUAAUGUAACGGAAGAUGAGUUGAAUCGUCAAGUCUAUCCUAUGGGCACAUAUUCGUACUUAGCACAAUUAAUUGUAGUGUUCCUUAUAACAGAUUUUUUACUAUACAAACCUCUAAUUAUAACAAUCGGCGUUACCGGCAUAAUAGUAUGGAGUAUGCUGUUGUGGACAACCUCGCUAGAGGCUCUGAUGACCUUAGAAUUCUUCUAUGGUACUUAUAUGGCAGCUGAGGUGGCCUAUUACACCUAUAUUUAUGCAAAAGUUGAUAAGAAAUAUUAUCCCCGGGUGACGUCACAUACCCGGGCGGCAAUAUUUGCCGGUAAACUGGUGGCCAGUUUGAUGGCACAAGCCCUCUUAUAUUUUGAUCUCAUGGAUUACAGGGACCUCAAUUACAUUACUCUGGGAGCUCAAAUCGUAGCCACAUUGUGGGCCUUUACCCUACCCCCGGUCCAUCAAAGUUUAUAUUUUCAUCGUAAAGUUAAUAAUCAAGAAGUACCUGCACUCAAGUCAACGGACUCUUUGGAACGUAGUUCCUGUGAAGAUGGCAAAUCACAGACUAGCGAUACAACGACAGACAAAUUUCAAUUUAAUUCGGUAACAAAUAUUGUCACAAAAACCCCAAUUGGCGCCAAACUGCUGUGGCAACAUUUUACCAAUGCCUAUACGAACUUGAAAGUGGUACAAUGGUCCAUAUGGUAUGCGGUCGGUUUGUGUGGUUAUUUGCAAGUGAUCUCUUACGUCCAGCUGAUGUGGAAAGAUAUUGAACCAAAUCCAGAUGUUUCCUGGAAUGGAGCUGUCGAUGCUGCCUUCACGGCCUUGGCGGCAUUAUUUGCCCUAUUUGCUGGUUACAUUCAUGCUGGACGCCUGCAAUCACACACAAGUCUACUGGUAUUGGCCGCCCUAUCAAUGCUUGAGGGUGGCACUGUCUUAAUGAUCUGUUGGACAUAUAAUAUAUAUGUAUCCUAUGCGGGUUAUAUACUAUUUGGAGCCAUCUAUGGUUUCAUUAUAACAGUGGCUGGCGCUGAGGUGGCCCGCUAUCUGGAAGAAGAAAGUUUCGGUUUGGUCUUCGGCAUCAACACAAUGUUGGCAUUAAUAUUCCAGACCAUCCUAACACUGGUUGUUAUAUCGGAAAAUGGUUUUGCACUCAGUACAAAAGGACAAUUUACAGUAUAUGCGUUUUAUUUUAUAGCCGUUGGUAUAGUUUAUUUUAUAGCUGUUAUUAGUGAAUAUUUCUAUAAGAAAUUUAGAAAAAAUGUUGAUUAGAUGAUGGAUUGUUAUUUUUUGAAGUAGCAGCAGUAAUUAAGAAUUUAACGAAAGAAAAGAAAAAAACAAAACUGAAGACAUUGAAUUUUAAAAUGUGAUAUAUGAGAAGAUGUGUUGAAUGAAUCAAUAAAUAGUAGUUAUUUUUCAAAUGAAGAAGGAAA